AGCUUACAAAACGAAUAUCGGUUUUGGCAUUUGCUCCUAAUAGAAACCGAUAUCCGUAUCGUACGGUCCUGCAUAACCGUUUCGCAGAAUACGUUUCAACGUUUUUUCUCUGGUACAAAACCUAAAUUCGUUUCUUCAUAAGGCAAAAAACGUUGAAACGUAUUCUGCGAAACGGUUAUGCAGGACCGUACCAUACGGAUAUCGAUUUAUAUUAGGAGCAAAUGCCAAAACCGAUAUUCGUUGUGUAAGCUACGGAUUCUUUUUAGAGAGCAGGAGUUCAUAAAACACGGAACCCGGUCACUGUGGGAAUGUUUCACUAUUAUAUCUUGAAAUUUGAACAGGUCGAUCCUUUCGAUCAAGCAAACUCGAUAAGCAAUAACAUUCCACAAUUGACCUCGCGACUAGUAGUUAUAAAUGGGUAAAAGAUCUUACCGCCGAAGGAUUUUGUAAACGUACGUUCUACCACUCUACCAUUCUACUUCCUUAGUCUCAGUCUUAGGCAUUUUUAUGAUUUUCUCAUGCAGAUCUGCUAAUAUUUUACUUAACAAGAUCUUGAAUGGAUUUUCAUAAGAUCAUUGAAAGAUCUUACACGUAUUGGUUUUUGCGUUCGUCUUUAGUACUUUCGUACCUCCCGCCCCCAUAAUAGAAGCCCUCCCAUGUUAGAAGUAAAUGUAAACAAGUAGAACAAUAACACUGCACUUUAGACGUUUUUCUUUAACUCCACUUAGUCAUAUUUAUCUCUAGUUUUCUUUCGUUUGUUUCAGAUAUGGGCGUCAAACUCCUGUAGCACCACCAAUUGGUGUACGUCAAAUGCAAAGAUCCUCGGGCUUUAAUGUUUCACAUGGAGAAGAUCCACCUUUUUAUGAUCAACAAUACCAUAAAGCAGGAUCACUGGAUCCUAGGAUGAUAUGA
Didymodactylos carnosus is the source of this 912-nucleotide messenger RNA. The record is from the annotation of a GenBank genome assembly. Lineage: Eukaryota; Metazoa; Rotifera; Eurotatoria; Philodinida; Philodinidae.